AUGCGGCGUUUGGCCGCCGAGAAAGUGAGGGAAAAUUAUGUGAAGGUGUUGCGCCGGAGAACGGAAGAAGAGAAAGUGGUGGUGCAAAUUAUGAUUGAUGCCAUGAAUAUUGGUGCAAUUGGAGAUAUGUAUUACAAGCACAAUGUUUAUGGAAUUCGUGAAAUUAAAAUUGAAUAG
Molecule: messenger RNA, 177 nt
Organism: Sphenostylis stenocarpa
Lineage: Eukaryota; Viridiplantae; Streptophyta; Magnoliopsida; Fabales; Fabaceae
Source: the annotation of a GenBank genome assembly